Nerophis lumbriciformis (worm pipefish) is the source of this 441-nucleotide messenger RNA. NCBI's taxonomy places the organism in Eukaryota, Metazoa, Chordata, Actinopteri, Syngnathiformes, Syngnathidae. The record is from RefSeq and is a predicted model, not a curated record.
AUGCAGACGGACCCACACACCAUGUCCGCUGCGGAGGAUCGGCUCGUUAAAGCGUCUCAGAAUGAGGACGAGGACAAACUGCAAUUGAUUAGAGGUGCCGUCUUCCUGGCCGUCGUGUCGUCGCUGGGCCUGAUCGCGGGGUUUGGCUCCACUUUGGCUCUGGCCAAGAAGAACAACCCGGACUGCUUCAGCAAGGGCGCAACGGCGACAGCGGCGCUUCCCGAGAGCGGCGCGGCGCUGGCCCUGCGGGCUCUGGGACGAGGCUCGGCGUACGCCUGCUGCGGCGUGGGCCUUCUGAGCUUCGGCGUCUGCAAGCUGCUCGGAGUCGGCAGCCUGUCUGACCUGAGGCGGAAGAUGGCCUCGUUGUUCCCGGCCAUCCCAAAGUCGAAUGCGGCGGGAUCGGACUCGACCGACUUGGACUCGCUCUUCAAGACCAAAUGA